GUGGAAAUAGGGGAAGGGGUCAGAUUUAUCCUGAUGGUAGCAAAAGUAACAAUACAGUUUAUAAUGCUACGGCAGGAGGGAUAAUAAGCAAAAUUUUACGAAAAGAAAAAGGGGGAUACGAAAUAACCAUAGUAGAUGCAUCGAAUGAACGCCAAGUAAUUGAUAUUAUCCCUCGAGGCCUAGAACUUCUUGUUUCAGAGGGCGAAUCCAUUAAACUCGAUCAACCAUUAACGAGUAAUCCUAAUGUGGGUGGAUUUGGUCAAGGGGAUGCGGAAAUA
Messenger RNA from Eruca vesicaria subsp. sativa (arugula), 278 nucleotides. The record is from the annotation of a GenBank genome assembly. Lineage: Eukaryota; Viridiplantae; Streptophyta; Magnoliopsida; Brassicales; Brassicaceae.